CUUUUUUCUAAUUAAAGAUCCCAUUUUGAUUCUUUUCUUCAACUGCUUGAACCAGAAGAAAAAGAAUGGGGGAAUCAUCAGAUGAUAAUAGCAACACUGGUUUGUUUGAGCUCACCGGAAAGAUAAUGGUGGUUGCGAUUCUGCUCCUCUUCUUCGUAGUAGUCUUCGCCUUCUCCCUCCACAUCUACGCCAGGUGGUUCUGGCAGCGCCGCCAGGAGAGAUCAUCAUCGUCAGACACCACCACCACCACAACCAGGCGGCGCCGCCGCCUCAGUUUCGCCGCCGGACACCGAGAAAUUACAGUAAUUCUUCCCGCCGCCCGCCGCGGCCUGGAUCCGAGCGUCCUGAAGAGCAUACCGGUCGUCGUGUUCGACCCGAAGGAGUUCGAAAACGGGUUGGAGUGCGCCGUGUGCCUGUGCGAGGUUUCCGAAGGCGAAAAGGCUAGGGUUUUGCCCAAAUGCAGCCAUGGCUUCCACGCUGAAUGUAUCGACAUGUGGCUCCAUUCCCACUCCACUUGCCCUAUUUGCAGAAACCCUAUCUCCAAUCCCAAAUCCUCCGCCGCCGCCGCCGCCGGCGAAUCGGCGGCGUUGGGAGAGCAUUCUUCAAGCUCCUCCGUUAAUGGCGGAUAACAAUUCGAUUUCAAUUUCAAGUGCCAACACUUAUCCAACAGAAGCCCCAAAUUUCCCGACCAAUGUGUUGUUUUGGGCUUCUUCUUCUUCAUCAUCAUCAUCAGUGACGUCAUCAAUUGCGUCAUCAUUGAACAAUAACAAUAAUAAUAGGGCUGAUGGAAUAUUGGCAAUUGAUAUUCCAAGGCAAAUAAUCGAAGAAGAAGAAAACGAACCGAAAUCUCCGAUAUACACGAGGCUGAGAUCGCUAACGAGGCUAUUGAGCGGUAAUAAUCGAAAGGUUAAUCCUUCUUCUUCCAGUAGUCCAAGAAAUUUGGAUCCAGAACAAGGAGUUGUUAUUACAGGCUGAUUGAAUUUAUACAGCAUUGAAUUUCAAGUAUAUGAUGUUUUGUUGCAUAGAUUAGAUAUAUAUAUAGAGAUGUGUAUGUAUAGGUUUUGCUUCUCUGUUUUGAAGAAGAAAUUAACAUUCUCCCUUCUUCUCAUACAGAAGAGUUUUUACAUUAGAAAAAAAAAAGAAAAUGAUUUUCUAUUAC
Erythranthe guttata (spotted monkey flower) is the source of this 1159-nucleotide messenger RNA. Its product is annotated as RING-H2 finger protein ATL3. Lineage: Eukaryota; Viridiplantae; Streptophyta; Magnoliopsida; Lamiales; Phrymaceae. The record is from RefSeq and is a predicted model, not a curated record. Gene Ontology annotation, biological process: protein ubiquitination. Gene Ontology annotation, molecular function: transferase activity.